AUGGAGGGCGUACGCCAGUCAUGUCGGCCAAAGCAUCAGGUCUUGGUUCUGAAAUGCUAUCCACAAUACCAGAAGGGGAUUCCGGAAGUCAAGCCGAAUCCGAGUGAACUUUCCUAUCUGCUCUACUAUGCGAGCACUCGUCGCAGCAAGCUGACCAAGGUCGGCGCUUUCCUGGAGAAACGGGCCGCUCGGGAUGUCUGGCGCCGCAAGAUAGGCAAUGUACAGGUGACACUUCAGAUUCUCACCGCGCUUAUCGAGAAAGUGCCCCGCGACCUCCCCAUCUACGCCCGCUCCGUGCUGACGGUAAUUGAAACCGUCCUACGCUCCCGUGAUAUCACAAUCGUGGAAGACUCGAUCGCGACCUUCGAAAUGUUCUGCCGCCAUCAGGAUAUGGCGGCGUUGUCGGCCGAACAGGACUUUGCGACACAAUACCGCGAGGUUGUGCGGACGUAUGCGAGCUUCGCUGAGGUGCAUUCGCCCCAGUUGGAUCCUGCUUCUAGCGGCCCUGCGGCGAUACGGUGGCGCAAUGCGGGACUUCGUGCGAUCAAGGGAGUGGUCAGUUCCGAGGCGGGCUUGGCUGCCGAUGGUGGAGAUUCGUUGAGGAUCAUAUUGCCGGUCAUUCUGGAGAACGUUUGCCACGGAGAUGAGGAUGUUAUCCCGUCUCUGGAACAGCAGCUUAUGGAAUCGGAGAAGAGCAGUGAGGCGGAUCUUGCGCACCGGCGCCGAAUUAGCAACGCUACCGUGCAGACUGUCGACACCGUGACUGGUGAUCCGGCCUUGGCUUCUCAAUCCGCGGCUGAUGCAGACAAGAAGGCGGAAAUGGAUGUGAGGCUGCUCGCUCUCAGCUGCCUUGAGCGCAUUGUUGUUACUGGAAGCAGCCGUGGUCAAAUCCGUGUGACCACGAAGGUUGUAUUGGACUUCAUGCUCCGCAGAAACCGAACCACCAGCUUGGGCUUGUCCUUGAACUCGCGUGAUAGCUGGGCUACGUCGUUGAUUGAACUGGUCGCGAAGUGGUGCCCGGUGCAGGUCCGGUUCAUCAUCUUGGUUGCCGCCAUGGAGCUUCUAUUCGAUGUCAACCCUAGAGAGGAAGCCCUAGAUGAACCUUUCAUCAUCGUCUACAUGAUUGACUGGUUGCUGAAGUCUCCUGUGAACAUGAUCGGUCUUAGCGUUAUCGAUAUCCUUUUGGGUCUUCUGCAGCAUAUGUCAUUUUUGCUGUCGCCUGCGGGUUCGGAGAAGCAAGUCGAACUAUCUGGGAAGAGAGCAGAUCUGAUUACUCUCUUCCAGCGGUGCAUUGGAGACCUUACGACACAUAUCUACUAUGGCGAUCAAGUUGUAGAUAUGAUUAGAGUAGUCCUGACUCGGAUCAAGCCUUCAUCCACCCACGAACAUCCUGCACAAGUUUCUAACGAUUCUCCCGGAGCUGCUUCGCAGGCUGGAAGUCUCACUGGGGAGGCCAGUUCGAUCGCGUUUUCUUCCACUACCGGACGGGUUGCCGCACUUAGAGCUAUCAAGAACAUUCUGAUGGUAGCGAACUCUCGGAAUCCCGCAGCUGUAUCUGGCGUGGAGUCCAGGAACCAUGUCGGAAUCCACGUCUGGGAAGGGACGCAGUGGUUGUUGCAGGAACGUCAAGGCGAUGCGCGUUACGCAUAUGCUGAUGCGUUACUGUCCUGGUUGAAACUCGAAACAAAUCAGAGCGACUUGACCGUCAAGGAUAAGCACGCAAAACCCUCAAUCCCCAAAGGGGAACUAACGGAUGUCGGCGAGAGGACUGGAAAGCGAUCAGUGUCUACGGCGAUGCAGAGAGAGAAGGCUGCCAUAGCAGCUCAAUUCAACUUCCUCCGAAUGCUCCACCUGACUAUUUAUGACAUCGCGCUCGAGAGCCCGACUAGCAUUUCUGAAAUCAGGUUGCUUCAUUUGAUCUUGGCCAGCCUUGUUGAUAAGCUCGGGGUCAACGCCGCCCGUUUUGGACUGCCUAUGGUGCUGAAGCUUCAAGAUGAUAUGAACAGCGCUCCAAGCCUGGCAUUCGGUUCUACCAAGGUCAAUAUCGGAAGCUUGGUGUAUGGAUAUCUGUGGGCUUUGUCUGAGCGAUUCGAGCUGGGAUCGACAGAGGUAGGCCAGGCCAUUCAAGGAGAGAUCUCCAAGAGGCAACAGCUUGGCCUUUGGCUUGACCCUAUCCGCUUGCCCGCCGCUGAUCUCGACCAAAUCCUACAAGGCGGAGAUCACCGUGCCACCGGUAACACCACGAACACUGAUCAGAUGACUCCCUUUAUCACCGACGUUGAGCACCUUGUUCGUGGCAUCGAAGAUGCAUACAACCAUGCCGCGCUCGUCUCUUCUCACAGCCCUCCGGGCUCCCCAACGCGCAGCUUCACUAUGCCUAUCCUGGGACAUGGAUCAGUUUCAGCUCCGCGCGGUGAUCUUCUUCCUCCGCUCGUUAGGGAGCAGAUGCUUUCGGCAUGGUCCCGAGAAUCAUGCCUUGCAGCCGCGGAGCGGGAGAGGACCGAAGCAUUGUCCCUCAAUGGCUCCAAGGCCGGAACAAUGGCGAUACGCAGUCACAUUUACCUGAAUGGCGCAGACGGCAGUUCGCCAUCGACUACCUCGCCUCCAUCCGCGCAGCAAAGUGCAGCAGGACUGCACAACUCGCGGCGGAUGAGCGUCCCCGAAUCUGCCCGGGGGCACGCUCAGAGCACUAGCAGGGAGUCCCCGGUUCAUAUCAACGACCUGCGUCGUGUGCUUUCCAUCAACGAUCAGGACAAGAUGCGCCGGUUGAGCCCGCUACGUGGUCGACUGGAUGCUUCCAACCGCAGCGUGGUCUCGUCUAGCAGCGAGAGCAUGGUCAGCGGUUAUUCCUUGUCUGAGAUUGACGGAGACGGAGCUUCGAUCAGGCCUCAGUCGACUAGGGAUGGACACGGUCUUCCGGACGGCGACGGCAUGGUGACUCCCAAAGCUUCCGCCCUAGGAUACACAGAGAAUGGCCAAGCCUACUUCAUGGCCGCAGACGAUAUUCCCCCUGUGCCCCCGAUUCCCCCGUCGUUGUCGGUCACCGAAGGCAUGUCGAACGACUCGCAGCGAUCCCUGGCCUCAGAGCGACCAUCGACUGCACCAGGGCCGCGUCGGCUGCCAACAGCAAACGGCAAGCCCGGCACACCUGCCGCACCUCACCACGGCAAAUCUCUCAACAAGCACAAGAGCCGGUCCAGCACGGGUCUCGCAGCUGCAGCGGCUGAUGGUGACUACUCCAGAGGCCAUGUCUACGACGGGGUGCCAGACCUGUCCGAGCCAACGGACAGUGCCCAGCGCCGUGACGUGCAGAACCUUCUGAACGGGUUCUUGUCCCCGGCACAUGCAGAGUCGCAGUCGCGCCCCGGCAGGCCCCGUGGUGCUUCUCGGCGGGGCAUUACUGGAGGAAUCGGCCGUCCGCCUUAUUGA
Aspergillus piperis CBS 112811 is the source of this 3429-nucleotide messenger RNA. RefSeq lists its product as uncharacterized. Gene Ontology annotation, biological process: protein localization to plasma membrane. The transcript has 2 exons. The coding region runs from base 1 to 3429 and encodes 1142 amino acids. Gene Ontology annotation, cellular component: plasma membrane. The record is from RefSeq and is a predicted model, not a curated record. Lineage: Eukaryota; Fungi; Ascomycota; Eurotiomycetes; Eurotiales; Aspergillaceae.